Molecule: messenger RNA, 1109 nt
Organism: Mytilus trossulus (common blue mussel)
Lineage: Eukaryota; Metazoa; Mollusca; Bivalvia; Mytilida; Mytilidae
Exons: 6
Coding region: 189-968 (259 amino acids)
Source: RefSeq, a predicted model, not a curated record
CGAGAUAAUGCACUGUAAAACCCCAAAAUACCGCUGAGAUAAAAGAUUUGAUAUCAUAAAAUAAAAUAAGAUAAAAUAAGCGUCAGUAUUUAUCACAAUAAAGGGAAACCAUUGUAUUUACAGGUAAUCUACAGAUACAUGAACCUGCGAAAGACCUACUUAGUUGAAACAAAAAUCAAUCAGUGACCAUGACUAUACAGAAUACAGAUAAUGAAGCAUACAACGAAUAUCGAGUAAAGACGUUGAGGGUGUUUGGCGGAGUACAGAUUGGGAUUGGUGUAUUAUGUGGCAUUCUAAGUUUAGCUGGAGUAAUCACUGACAGUGUAAAUCUGAGUAAAAAUUGUAAUUACAAUUUUAACUCUGAUAACAAUUAUGAUGGUUAUUACUAUCCAUGUGAUCGGUAUGACUAUGCAUCACCACUCCUUGGUUUCGAUAUAGUUUGUGUCAUAUUUUCAGGAUGGUUUAUACUGACAGGAACUUUUCCUUUUUGCAUGACCCCAAGCCGUCAAAGUAGCUGGAAAUGUUUGAAAAUUGCGUUCAUGGUUUGUUGUAUUGUCGGUGCAUCAAUAUUUGUACCAACAGUAUUUAGUUUGGGAGUUGUCGGAGCGAUUUUUCGGGCAGACUAUAAAAGUGGUGCUGCAGUGUUGUCGUCUAUUAUUGCACUGUUGGGUUUUGUUGAAUUGAUCAUAGCCAUAGUUGCAUCGUCAUUCUGCUGUUGCUGCUCAUCAUUUGGUUCAUCAGAGAGACAAUUCGUGUACAUCACUGCCGGACCGCAAACAAAUGUACUUGGAAUGCCAAAUACCCAAAUUAUUCAGACUGUACCCGGACAGAACGUAUCUGCAACGCAUACUGGUGUUUAUCCUGCAGGAAUGAUGACGCAACAAUAUCCGGUUUCUACCCCUCAGUUUACAGCUGCUGCUCCAGGUCAAGGAUUCCAUUAUCAAUCACCACCACCUUACAAGAUAUAACUGUUUCGGAUAUUCAUUCAGAAUUUGCUUUCUGGAACUCUUAUCAAUGUGUUACUUUUCCUUCUAGUAUCAAAAUUUAAAAAAAUAUGGCUGUUUGCAUAAACAUUAUAAAAUAUGUUAACUAUUAAACGCAAUUCAAAA